Lutra lutra (Eurasian river otter) is the source of this 2796-nucleotide messenger RNA. It is a transcript of the gene SPINDOC, whose product is annotated as spindlin interactor and repressor of chromatin binding. The transcript is spliced from 7 exons. Bases 239 to 1354 code for a protein of 371 amino acids. The record is from RefSeq and is a predicted model, not a curated record. NCBI's taxonomy places the organism in Eukaryota, Metazoa, Chordata, Mammalia, Carnivora, Mustelidae. Gene Ontology annotation, biological process: negative regulation of DNA-templated transcription.
UGAGCCUCCAUAAAAGGGAGCGGCGGGGGCCUGGGGCCCCGGAUUGAGCCCUCCCCGCCCGGGGUCCCGACGCGCUCGGUCUCGGGGAGGCCCGGACGCGCCCGUCGCAGGCCGGGCGGUGAGCGGCGGGCGGCGGGGAGGGGGCGGCGCGGGGCGGGAGCCGGCCCCUGGCUGCGCGCCCGGCCUCCGGCGUCCGGUCACCGCGAUAUCCCCCGCGCGCACACACACCGGCCGCACCAUGGCCCUGAAGGCCGAGGGGGCCGCGCUCGACUGCUUCGAGGUGACGCUCAAAUGCGAGGAAGGGGAGGACGAGGAGGAGGCCAUGGUGGUGGCCGUAAUUCCGCGGCCUGAGCCGAUGCUCAGAGUGGCCCCGCAGGAGAAGACCCCCCCGCCCAGGCCCAGCCUGCUGGAGGCAAGUGGCGAAGGCUGUGAGGAGCCCAAGCAGCAGGUGUCUUGGGAGCAGGAGUUCCUGGUGGGAAACAGCCCAGGAGGCAGUGGGCGGGCACUGUGCAUGGUGUGUGGGGCGGAGAUCCGGGCCCCCUCGGCAGACACGGCGCGCACACACAUCCUGGAGCAGCACCCUCACACCCUGGACCUGAGCCUUUCGGAGAAAAGCAACAUCCUGGAGGCCUGGAGUGAGGGAGUGGCCCUUUUGCAGGACGUCAGAGCCGAGCAGCCUUCUUCACCAACCUCAGACUCAGGCCAGGAUGUCGAAGCUGACCCGGACUCCGAGCCGGACCCUGCCAGGAUGCCGGCAGAGAUCGUCGUUCUCCUCGACUCCGAGGAAAACCCGUGUCUUCCGAAAAGGAGCCGGCCCAGGGGCCUCCGCCCCCUCGAGCUUCCUGCUGCCCCUGUCUCAGAGCCAGGAAAUAGGAAGCCCCGUGGUCAGAGAUGGAAGGAGCCCCCUGGGGAAGAGCCGGUCAGAAAGAAAAGAGGCAGACCCAUGACCAAAAACUUGGACCUGGACCCAGACCCCAACCCAGACCCCCCGUCCCCCGACUCACCCACAGAGACUUUUGCGGCCCCCGCUGAGGUCCGACACUUUACCGACGGCAGCUUCCCACCGGGCUUCGUCCUCCAGCUCUUCUCCCACACCCAGCUCAGGGCCUCAGACAGCAAGGACUCACCCAAAGAGGGGAGAGCUGCAGAAGGAGGCCUUCCCCAGCCAGAAAGCCCCUCUCCAGAUCGUGCCUGCUUUCUGGAAGGGCCAACCCACGUCAGGCCUCACUGUCCUGAUGCUCCCCUCCCCACCACUCUCAGCUCUGCCCUCCAUGCUACCAGAAAGAACUACCUGUCCUUUCACAUGCAGCUCCCCGAGUCAGAUCUGACGGUUCUCUCUCCUCCUCUUUCUUGAGUGUAAGUAGCUUCAGGUCAGGACAUGUAUCUGUUUCAUUUCCUGUGAUCUCCCCAGAGCCUGGCAUGGGGUCCAGGUGCUGCUUACCUGUUCGGUGAGUGAGUGGUUAAGUGACGGACUGGAUGCCUCAACCUUGGGGCAGGGCCUUCCUCACUCCCAGAGGGACCCAGUCCAAGUUCAUGUGUUCCCAGCUCCCACCCACAUUCCCCUGGUGACAUGCCUGUGGCUGUCCAGAAGAUCUAUGGAACUGCCUUAUCCAAACUGAAUCUCCCCCUCCACCUCCUGCCCCCAGCCUCUCUCGUCCUCCUCAGCCUCCUCUCCCCUUUUCCAUUUAGCACUUUGCUCAGGCUAAACCCUCAGAAUCAUCCUCUUCCCGUUUCCAUCAAGCCCUUGGCAAAUCGUGUUAGCCCCACCUCCAAAAUCGGUUCCGAAUUCACCCUCCUCUGUCACCCCCCUCCGCUGUGGCCACCCUGGUCCAAGCCAUCUCUUGCCUGGUUCCUUAACGGCCUCCUCCCUGGCCUCCCAGCUUCUGGUCUUUGCCCACUCUGGUCUCCUCGUCUACGGUAGCCAGGGUCCCUGGUGCAAACUGAGUUAGAUGCUGUCCCUGCUGUUCCUGUCACACUCCCGAUAAAAAGCCAGAGUCCAUGGCGACCAGGGAUGCUCACCGCAGGAUCCCGACUCUCCUAAGCCAGCCCGCCUGCUCUGCACAGGCACCAGCCUGCUGUUCCUACAACGGCAGGCAGGCGGCCCCCGGGGCCUUCGUGCUCACCCUUCCUUCUGGCUGGAAUGCUGUUCCCUGGCCACCCGUGUAGCGGACUCUCUCUGUACAUCUUUGUUCACAUACCCGCUCCACGAGGCCCUCCACGCUAUCCUGUCCCCUUCCCUGGUGUGUCUUCUUGCUUCCCUUUCUUUCCGUCCAAACGGAACACGUCGCAUCUUGCGUUCAUUGAUUGUAUGGGCUCUCGCCACGGGAUCAGAAGUUCCAGGAGGGCCGCGUGGUCUGCUCCCUGCGCUGCUGGACCCCCAGUGGUCAGAGCCGUGCCGGGCACAGGCUGGGCAUCCACUGACUUGCUGUUGAACUUGGGAUCCAGCCUGUCCUCAUGGAGCUUUGAGUUUGUCAGACAUAGACCGACUUACCCAGAUACAGAGCAGAAUUUGGCGAUGGCCGCUGGUACGGAGUUUGGAAUGUCAGCAAACUGUACAGCAAAGCUGUGCCCAGUUUCCCAGCCAUCUGUUAGACCACGUCUCUAAAGACAGUGUAGGCCAAAUGCCACAAGUGGAUCCUUAUCGAAACAGACAUCCCGACAGUUGCAGUCUCCGUGUUCGGUUUUGCUUUUUCAAUGUGAAGUACUUCAGCACGUGCCCGUGUGGCGGGGGACAUUUUUUGUGGCAGCUUGAAAGCCAUGGGGAGUCUGCUCUCUCCUCUAAGGCCCAGUUUUGCC